Molecule: messenger RNA, 628 nt
Organism: Carcharodon carcharias (great white shark)
Lineage: Eukaryota; Metazoa; Chordata; Chondrichthyes; Lamniformes; Lamnidae
Gene: dnajc15
Product: DnaJ (Hsp40) homolog, subfamily C, member 15
Exons: 5
Coding region: 99-467 (122 amino acids)
Biological process (GO): protein import into mitochondrial matrix
Cellular component (GO): PAM complex, Tim23 associated import motor
Molecular function (GO): ATPase activator activity
Source: RefSeq, a predicted model, not a curated record
CCGCCUCGGAUGAUUCCCGAUGAGACCCAGGCGAUCAUUCUCAAUCGGUUGUCAAGUGUUACAGCUCUCCCGAGGAGCAGCCGCUUUCUUGAACCCUGAUGUCGGAGAUAAUCUCAGCUCAAUCCUUCGCGCUCCCCAUCAUCGCUGAAAUGUUAACCCUGUAUCUCUCCACAGGUCGCCAUGCAUUUCGAGUAUGGAAGCCUUUUCAACAAAUGAUUAUGGAAACUGCAAGAAUUAUCCCUAGUCCUAGCUUUUCAGCAUAUUACAAAGGGGGAUUUGAAGCAAAAAUGAGUAAGCGUGAGGCCAGCCUUGUAUUAGGUAUCAGUCCAUCAGCCAGCCGAACAAAAAUUGGAGAAGCCCACAAGAGAAUUAUGCUACUGAAUCAUCCUGACAAAGGAGGAUCACCAUUCCUUGCUGCAAAGAUCAAUGAAGCAAAAGACCUAUUGGAUUCUUCCAGCAAAAAAUGAUUCCUCAUGUUUGUGUUAUUUAUUAUACAUAAUUUAGUAGUAAAAUACUAUGCACUUACUGAAUAAGUGCUGUUAAAAUUAAGAUUGACAUACACUGUCAUAUAACAUUAUUGAAAUGUACAGUUAAAAUGUGUUUGUGAUAAAAUCGGGCUUGGAACCAA